AUGGACCAGAGUGAAGAGAAGCUUGAGGACCUUAGGGAUUUAAAACAACAUGAACCCAAACACACUGGCAAAAAAAAGUUUAUCUGUGACCAGUGUGGCAAGAGAUUCAACUUCUCAGGAAAUCUGAAACACCAUCAGCGGAUCCACACUGGAGAAAAGCCUUACACCUGUGACCAGUGUGGCAAGAGAUUCAACACCUCAGGAUAUCUGAAACGCCAUAAGCAGAUCCACACUGGAGAAAAGCCUUACACCUGUGACCAGUGUGGCAAGAGAUUCAACACCUCAGGAGAUCUGAAAGUUCACGAACGGAUCCACACUGGAGAAAAGCCUUACAACUGUGACCAGUGUGGCAAGAGAUUCAACACCUCAGGACAUCUGAAAUGCCAUCAGCAGAUCCACACUGAAGAAAAGCUUUACACCUGUGACCAGUGUGGCAAGAGAUUCAACUUCUCAGGAAAUCUGAAACGCCAUCAGCGGAUCCACACUGGAGAAAAGCCUUACACC
Nematolebias whitei (Rio pearlfish) is the source of this 504-nucleotide messenger RNA. RefSeq names its product zinc finger protein 679-like. The record is from RefSeq and is a predicted model, not a curated record. The annotation marks the transcript as partial. Gene Ontology annotation, cellular component: nucleus. The transcript has a single exon. NCBI's taxonomy places the organism in Eukaryota, Metazoa, Chordata, Actinopteri, Cyprinodontiformes, Rivulidae.